Pomacea canaliculata is the source of this 1800-nucleotide messenger RNA. RefSeq lists its product as uncharacterized. The record is from RefSeq and is a predicted model, not a curated record. The transcript is spliced from 4 exons. The coding region runs from base 102 to 1331 and encodes 409 amino acids. Lineage: Eukaryota; Metazoa; Mollusca; Gastropoda; Architaenioglossa; Ampullariidae.
UCAUUCAAACAGCAGGAGCUAGUCAGGUGGUCACUGUUCACAUCUACGCGACCUCCAGUUCUAAAAUCCAGGUGAGGCUGUCUGUCUGUUCUCAGCAGACCAUGACCGUUUCAGGCGCCAUCAUCAUCAGUCAGCUGACGCAGUCCUCCGUGUCGGUCUGCACGCUUGUGCAAGACCCGCAAUCAGGAAUCAGAACUCUGAUGGUGGGCGUAGGAACGACACCGGAGGGUCUCCAAGUACAACCUUUAACCUCCGUAGGUCACAGCGGUCACCUCCUUUUCGAUGUGCACGUGCAGGAUGGCGCACCUCUGUACGCCAAUGUCGUGGCACAGAACGGCGCCGGACAAAGAGUUCUCUUCACCUCCAGCGCCAUCUAUAUGGACAGAACCCCGCCAGUCGUGUCCAAUGUCAAGGUGAAGCUGAUAUACGAAGGUCAAGGCAGCGAGUUGACGGUGUGGGCGGAGGCCGAGUGGAGAGCGGAGGACAAGGAAAGUGGCAUCCUCCUCUGCACCUGUGAACUAAAGGGAGCCACACCUGUAGUCACACCUGGCGUUACGUCGGCUGAAGCCACAACUGACGUCACCCCAGGCACUUGCCGUUGGCUGCUUCAACAGCCCAGACAUUUAGCACCUGUUGAGGUUAAAGUGACCUGUCUCAAUAAAAUUCAGAUGGCGUCUACAGUAACAUCGCAUCCUGUCCUUGUUUUGUUGCAAGCGCCGGACAUGACAACGGUUACAGUAAGAGCACUCAACAAUAACCCCAUCGUAUCACCUUUUGACGAGUGUGACCCGGAAGUGCGCUCCAAAACAUCAGACCUAGAGUUGACCUGGCGGGGCGGCGAUGACCCCAGUAUGGAUCUCUAUCACUACAGGUUCCUACACGACUCGCGUCCCUUGACCGAGUGGUUUUCCCAGAGUGUUAGUAAGACCUCGGCUAUUCUGAGAAUGGACGAGAACAUAGCACCCGGUGACGUGGUUGUUGCUGAAAUCAGAGCCAGCAACGCCAGAAACAUGACAUCAGAAACCGUCUCAACCACAAUUCGGCUGGAUGACAGGAAACCAGUUCUGACAGGAAAGAAUGCAUCCGUAGACUGGGCUGCCCAUGACCUAUAUUUAGACUGGCGUGACGUCUUCAACGUCACCCGUGACGUGACCUACUUGGUCUUUGCUGGUACCGCCAACGGUUAUGGUGAUGUCAUUAACCACGUGACUCUCAAGGAUACCUCUUACAGACAAACACUAACAAGGCGGAUGCAUGACGUGUUUAUCUGUAUACAGGCUGUUUAUCCUAACGGUCGCUUCGAGAAAUAUCUGGCAGAGCUCACCGUCUAAACAUCGCCUUGGCUCAGUCCCGUAAAUAUCGGUUUAUAAGGCGUAGCCACCAUUUCUUUUUAAAUCUCUUCUUUUUUCCUAAAUUAGCCGGACUGGUUUAUAAGCCACAAAUAUACAUAUAGCAGAUACGUUGCCAGUCUCCAUCAAGUGCUGAAGAUCGUCGUCUUUGUUCAGGCCGAGACAGACUAGAUGAAGAUCAAAAUUCCUUCUACAUCUCAAUAUUCUCCGCCAAGAGAUGAUCUUUGACCUCUAUCUGGUGCAAUGGAGCUUGUGGAUUACCAAAGUUGUAUUCUACAUUCAGCCUAUCUUACUAGCUUCAAAUUUUCAAUAUUUUACCCCAAGUUUACUUACACUAUUAGGUCUUUCGUGUUUUGGUUAACACCUGUUUUUUCUGUUACUGAUAAAUAGAAACAAGAUUUGGUCAAUUAUUGACACAAUUAUCGUACAAAUAAAGAAGACUGAAACAAUA